Pyrus x bretschneideri (Chinese white pear) is the source of this 1215-nucleotide messenger RNA. Its product is annotated as malate dehydrogenase, glyoxysomal-like. The transcript has 10 exons. Gene Ontology annotation, cellular component: chloroplast; cytoplasm. Gene Ontology annotation, biological process: tricarboxylic acid cycle; malate metabolic process. The record is from RefSeq and is a predicted model, not a curated record. Bases 1 to 1215 code for a protein of 404 amino acids. Gene Ontology annotation, molecular function: L-malate dehydrogenase (NAD+) activity. NCBI's taxonomy places the organism in Eukaryota, Viridiplantae, Streptophyta, Magnoliopsida, Rosales, Rosaceae.
AUGAUCUGCAAAACAAAUCGAAAAAAUAAUGUCGGAUUCCAAGUUUACCAGACAAGAGGAGCAAAUGAGGGCGAGCAAGAUGUAGCCGAGGGCGAGCAGGAUGCAGAGAUGAGGAUGAGGAGAACAACGAUGAGGGAGCAGGGCGCCGACGACACUCUUUCGAUCUCAGCUCAUGGACGCAUUGCAAGGAUCUCAGCUCAUCUGUUUCCUCCAAAUUCCCAGGUGGAGGAUGGUUCUACUUUGAGUAGAGCUGACUGCAGAGCCAAGGGCGGAGCACCGGGCUUUAAAGUGGCAAUUGUGGGUGCUGCUGGAGGCAUUGGCCAACCUCUUGCAAUGCUGAUGAAGAUGAACCCACUGGUUUCAGUUCUUCAUCUCUAUGACGACAUUAAUGCCCCCGGUGUCACGCUGACAUUAGUCACAUGGAUACCGGUUGCUGUGGUAAUGGUGCGCGGUUUCUUAGGGCAGCCACAGCUGGAGAGCGCUCUCACGGGCAUAGACCUUGUGAUCAUACCCACCGUUGUUCCAAGGAAGCCUGGAAUGACAAGGGACGAUCUCUUCAACAUCAACGCCGGAAUUGUCAGGACCAUCUGUGAAGGCAUUGCAAAAGCCUGUCCUAAGGCAGUUGUUAACUUAAUCGGUAAUCCAGUGAACUCUACAGUUCCUAUUGCAGCAGAGGUUUUCAAGAAAGCCGGCACUUAUGACCCAAAGCGACUUCUAGGAGUCACAAUGCUCGAUGUUGUGAGAGCAAAUACUUUUGUUGCGGAAGUUCUUGGACUUGAUCCUAGGGAAGUUGAUGUUCCAGUUAUUGGUGGUCAUGCAGGAGUGACCAUUUUGCCGCUUCUGUCACAGGUCAAGCCUCCUUGCUUCUUCACCAAGGAAGAAACAGAAUACCUAACAAACCGGAUUCAAAACGGUGGAACAGAAGUUGUUGAGGCAAAAGCUAGGGCUGGUUCGGCAACACUGUCAAUGGCAUAUGCAGCGGUGGAAUUUACGUAUGCAUGCCUCCGUGGCUUGAGAGGAGAUGCUGGUGUUGUUGAAUGCACUUUUGCUGCCUCCAAGGUAACCGAACUUCCUUUCUUCGCAACCAAGGUUCGGCUUGGUCGUAGCGGAGCCGAGGAAAUCUACCAACUCGGGCCUCUGAAUGAGUAUGAGAGGAUCGGAUUAGAGGAGUUAGCAGCAAGCAUCCAGAAGGGGGUUUCGUUCAUCAAGAAGUAA